Ctenopharyngodon idella (grass carp) is the source of this 1428-nucleotide messenger RNA. RefSeq names its product PE-PGRS family protein PE_PGRS5-like. The record is from RefSeq and is a predicted model, not a curated record. The transcript has 3 exons. NCBI's taxonomy places the organism in Eukaryota, Metazoa, Chordata, Actinopteri, Cypriniformes, Xenocyprididae. The coding region runs from base 415 to 1428 and encodes 337 amino acids.
AAUGAUGGGUCGAAUGCGUGAGGAUCCAUUUGCAGCUUUAUUACGAUAAACACCAAAGCAGACAGGGGCAAAGGCAGAGACACAAACAGGGACAGGCAAUGGUCGAGGCAGGCGGCAGACAAGCAGAGUAAAGUCACAGGCAAUGGUCAGGGCAGGCGGCAAACAAACACAGUCCAAAUAACAGGCAAGGAUCAGGGCAGGCGGCAAACAAACACAGUCCAAUAAACAGUCCAAUGGCAACAGAAAUACAAUCCACAAGAAAACGCUCAGAAGUGAUCACCGGGGCAAAUCAAGACUUCGCAAAGGGUGUGUGUGUGUGUGUGUGUGUGUGUGUGUGUCUUAAAUAGUCCAGGUAAUGAUCUGCAGGUGUGUGUGGCAAUUGGUGAUUGGUGCAUGUGAUUGGAAGGGAGGAUUAUGGGAAGUGGAGUCCAGGAACUGACAGGAACAGACAGUGAUCGUGACAUAACGCCCCCCUUCCGGAAGGCGCGUCCUCGCGGCGUAAAUGGCACAGAUAGGGAGGGGGGGUGGGUACAUUGGAGACCUGUUGGCAGACGGGAACGGGGUCUCCAAUGCAGGUCCAGGAACUCGGGCAGCCACGGGGGGUCAGGUGCCACGGGCAGCCACGGGGGGUCAGGUGCCACGGGCAGCCACGGCGGGUCAGGUGCCACGGGCAGCCACGGCGGGUCAGGUGGCUUGGGCAACCACGGCGGGUCAGGUGGCUUGGGCACCCACGGCAGGUCAGGUGGCUUGGGCAACCACGGCAGGUCAGGUGGCUUAGGCGGCCACGGUAGGUCAGGUGGCUUGGGCGCCCACGGCAGGUCAGGGUCCGUAGCCGGCCACAGCAGUUCACAGGCGGUUGAAGACCGUGGGCGUGUAAGGUCCCCACCCGCAAGCUCAAGCAAUUCGGAGGCCGCUGAUGAUCGCGGCCGUGCAGGGUCCCCACCCACAAGCUCCCCACCCUCAGGUAUAUGGCCCCCCCCCAAAAAGUUCUUGGGGAAUUCAACGGAGGCCGUGGCGGUUUCGUGGGUAAGGAGCUCAGGUGGCGCCGGCAGGGCGAGGAGCUCGGGUGGCGCCGGCAGGGCGAGGAGCUCGGGUGGCGCCGGCAGGGCGAGGAGCUCGGGUGGCGCCGGCAGGGCGAGGAGCUCGGGUGGCGCCGGCAGGGCGAGGAGCUCGGGUGGCGCCGGCAGGGCGAGGAGCUCGGGUGGCGCCGGCAGGGCGAGGAGCUCGGGUGGCGCCGGCAGGGCGAGGAGCUCGGGUGGCGCCGGCAGGGCGAGGAGCUCGGCGACGGCCUCCGUGGCCGUAUCAGGAAGAGCGGACUGCUCUGGGACGGCAGCGGACCGCUCUGGGACGGCCUCCGGGCUUACAACGGGCUCUGGGACGGUGAUCCAGCAAACAACAGGUCCAGAAGCAACAGAGAGCAGGGACUAA